This is a messenger RNA of Fusarium subglutinans, 888 nucleotides long. RefSeq lists its product as uncharacterized. The transcript has 7 exons. Lineage: Eukaryota; Fungi; Ascomycota; Sordariomycetes; Hypocreales; Nectriaceae. The record is from RefSeq and is a predicted model, not a curated record. The coding region runs from base 1 to 888 and encodes 295 amino acids.
AUGGCACCUAAGGGUUGGAUCAACACCAACCUCAAACCCGGAAAGGGGCGAGCAACGCGUGCCGGGAUCAGGGACACCAAAGAGGAUAUUUAUCGCUUUCCUGAUCCUGGCUCUGACUCUGAGUUUGCACCCGAUCCUCAACCUCCAUCUGACGCCGAGGAAGAGUCGGACAAUGCUGGUCCCACCACCACUCAAACCGGCAGCUUUCGGGAUUAUCCAUGUGUCCCGUGCCUUAAACACAUGCUUAAGGUACCGUCGAACGGGCAUCCUGAGCCUUGCACUGACAGGACAGGCGGGAACUACGUAGCCUGUAAGUUCUGUGGUGACAAAAAUUUGGGAUGCGAAAGUCCCGCGCGCUAUGCCAAGAAGCACCUUAUAGAAUGGGACAAGGACGACCGUAGAGAAUUCAUUGAACGAUUCAUUAAGGUGGCAGCGAAACUGCAAGAUGCUGUCACGGACAACAAGAAAGGACUUCAGCAGUCAAACUGGAAGAAGGUGGUCAAGGAAGUACAGACAGAAGUCAACAAGGUGGAAACAGCAAAGGCGAAGCAAGAGGCUCACGAAGCGAAGAAGAAAUAUGAGGCUCUCCGUGAGGAAACCGACCAGAUCUGGGCUAGGCUGAAGGAAGUUGAGGAUUGGAUUGAAAAGAAGACCGAACUUUUUCUUUCCAAGGACGAAGAUGAUAACAUGUUCGUUCGGUUUAUGGCUUCUGCUAUUAUUCUUGAGAAGAAGGAUCGUAAGAAGUUCCAGGAGACGUUGGAUUAUAUUCGGGGGGUAGGUAACGACGGUACUACUGAUGAUGAUGCUGCGGGUGAGGAAGAGGAGGAGCAGCAGGAGUCGUCGGAGGAGGCAAGGGAAGAUGAAGAUGUCCACAUGGUGUCGGGUUAA